This is a messenger RNA of Habropoda laboriosa, 2346 nucleotides long. RefSeq lists its product as uncharacterized. NCBI's taxonomy places the organism in Eukaryota, Metazoa, Arthropoda, Insecta, Hymenoptera, Apidae. Gene Ontology annotation, cellular component: nucleolus. The record is from RefSeq and is a predicted model, not a curated record. Gene Ontology annotation, molecular function: nucleic acid binding; telomerase inhibitor activity. Bases 137 to 2296 code for a protein of 719 amino acids. The transcript is spliced from 4 exons. Gene Ontology annotation, biological process: regulation of ribosome biogenesis.
UUCUAACCUUACGUUGAAUUUUAAUAGAAAGAGCUGUGCAAAAUUUAAAUUAUCAAUUAAAAUAUAUUCAUACUACACACCCAAAUGUUAGAUUUACAUUUUCAAUUAAUUGUCAUUGCAAAAUAUAAAGUAAAACAUGGCGAUGCUCGCAGAACAACGUUCAAAACGCAAGUGGACACUAAAUCCUCGAGGAAAAUACUGGAGCGAAGACUCAAACAAAUAUGGACAAAAGAUGCUGGAAAAGAUGGGUUGGACGAGCGGUAGUGGACUCGGAAAACAUGAACAGGGUACGACAAAACACGUGCAUCUACAGGUUAAAAAUGAUACAGCAGGUCUUGGAUAUAAUAUAAGUCAUUUAGAUAAAGCAUGGACAGAGCAUCAAGAUAGUUUUAAUGACUUUUUACAAAAACUACAAGUAGAUCAAGAUAAUGUUGUGCAAACUGAAAGAAGUAAAAGUGAUUUAAGUGGAAAAUCAUUGGAGUUGAAAUCUAAGCAGAGCCGUACUCGUGUUCAUUACCAGAAAUUCACAAGAGGUAAGGAUAUAAACAAAUAUAGUUCAAAAGAUUUGGCAAACAUAUUUGGUCAGAAAGAAUUAAAUAUAAAUAAUACUGAUCAAGAUAAACAAAAUAACUAUGAGGAUAAUACUGAUCCAAUUGGUACUCAAGAUAAUAGAGGUGGGAUUAUUGCUAUAAAUGGUGGGAACAUGGCAGAAUAUUUUAUGAAGAAAAAGCAGGGUCUUUCUUUGACAUAUGGAAAUGAAAAACACCAAGACAAUAAUUUAGAAACUGAAUCUGAAUAUGUUGGAUUUGGAUUUACAUCAACAUCUACCAAAGUACAACCUCAUAAUAAUGAAGAGCACAAAGAAUCCCAAAAUAUAUGCAAUUAUGCUUUUGAGAAUCCUUGUCUACAAAUAAAUAGUCCUGAAAACAGUUUGAAUUCUAAUAGUAAGUCUAAAUCUUGUAAAAGGAGAAAAUCUGUUGAUAAUGAAUUUAACUUAAACAAUAAAGCUAAAAAAUUUAAAGAUAUGAAUGACAGUGAGUACAAGAAUGGUGUUGUGAAUGAUGGUUUGAAUUUAGAUUGUCAAACUAAUGAAACCUGUAAUGGAAAAGAGUUUGAAGUAUCUAGAAUACAAUUUGGUCUUACAAAUUCUGCUCUAGAUUUAAGUGAUGAGGCAGAUGAUAAGAAAAGAGUAAGAUUCAAUGAUCAUGUAGAAUAUAGUACUGAUUCUGUGAAGAAGAAGAAGAAUAAAAAUAAAUUAGACAAAUUUGAAGUUGAAAAUAAGAAAGCUAAAAAGAAAAAAAUAUAUGAUGAUAGUGUUGAUAGUGCAGUAUCAUCUGGUUGUGUUAAUGAAGCCUUAGAUGUUGAAGAAACGUCUGAAGAAGUACAUGACAACGAAAUCAAUGAAAGUAAGAGUAAAAAGUCAAAAAAAAGAAAAGGGAGCCGUCGAUCGAAUUUAGAAACUAUAGUGGAAAUACCAGAAGAAGAUAAAGAAGCUUAUGAAGAGAGAACAAAGAAUAAGCGACCUAAGAUAAUAGAUAAUAUAGUUGAUAAUUGUGAACCUCAAGAAAAUAUUUUAAACAAAAAGAAAAAGAAGAAAAAGCAUAAAGAAAAACAAGAAAUCGUUAUUGAUGAUAAAAAUGAUGCACAAGAAACUGCAAUAGGAGAAACUAUUUCAGAAAUAAAUACAACACUUGAGCAGGAGGAGUGUGAAGAGGAUAUUUCUAAAAAGAAAAAGAAAAAGAAGAAAAAUAAAGAUAAUGAGCAAAAUAUAGAAAAAGGUGAAGAUAUUUCUCAAAUAAUGACGGACGUUAGUAAUGUAGAAAACUUAGAAGACGAAAGGACAAACAACUGUGAAACAGAAGGAGAAACAAAACCUGUGAAAGUGAAAAAAAAGAAAAAAGCUAAAAAAGACAGCGAUGUAAAUGAUUUUGCCACUGAAAUAGUGAAUGUGAAGGAUGCAGAAGAUGUUUUUAAUAAAGAGAAUGCAAGCAAUUUACAUGAAAAUGAAAUAAACGAACCAAAUAGAAAGAAACAUGAAAGAUCAGUAGAUGAAUCUGUAAGUAAUGAUUCCAUACAUAAUGCGGAAAUUAUGGAAAAACCUGUGAAGCAAAGAAAUGUAUAUCGAAAGACACCUUCAAACAGCAACCGUAGAAAGUUUCAUACUUCAUCCAAUCACUGGAAUGGAAGACCCAAAAUGUCAAAAAAAUUGAUAUCCUUUUUUCAUAGAAAUUCCGUCAUAAAUUUUCCGGGCUCCAAUUUAAAGGAAAUAAAGGGAUAUGGCGCUAAUGUACAGUGAAGUAUAAAAAGUUGGAUGUAUUUUUAUUAUAUUUUCUGUAUAAUAUAAGU